Messenger RNA from Bombina bombina (fire-bellied toad), 4283 nucleotides. RefSeq names its product complement C1q subcomponent subunit C. The coding region runs from base 220 to 936 and encodes 238 amino acids. The transcript is spliced from 3 exons. NCBI's taxonomy places the organism in Eukaryota, Metazoa, Chordata, Amphibia, Anura, Bombinatoridae. Gene Ontology annotation, molecular function: protein binding. The record is from RefSeq and is a predicted model, not a curated record.
CCCACAUCACAUCCAGAGCUUUAUUAAUGAGGAAAUAGAACAAACAAGAUAUGAAAAUGAUCUCAGUCCCUGAGGCACAGAAGAGCUGAUGUCGCACAAUAGAGCACUUCUGCCACAAUUAACGUAAUCUGAGUGUCCGAACAUUGUCCGGCAUCACCAGAGAGUAACUUGUAGGGGAGUUUGGCCAUUCUCACUCUCACCAAGGGUCCAGACUUGACAAUGAUGUCACUGAGCACUGGGCUUAUCCUCAUGACCCUGGUGACAUUGGUGGGCAGUGAGGUUAGUUCCCACAGCUGUGCCACUCCGGGGCUGCCAGGCAUCCCCGGAAUACCAGGAAAGGAUGGACGAGAUGGACGCAGAGGUGAAAUUGGAGAACCAGGUAUCCCGGCCUCAGCACAAGAUACUGAAAUGAAAGGUGAAAAGGGCCGUAAAGGUGCCCAGGGUCCUGUGGGCAAAAAUGGUCCGAAAGGUCCCCCUGGACCUGAAGGAGAGAGAGGAGGAGUCGGACCGAGAGGAGAGAGUGGGACCCCUGGCAACCACAAGCGCCAGCACCAGUCUGCGUUCACUGUGGCGAGGAUGACCGCUGAAAACCCAGCCAAAAACUCACCCAUAAUCUUCUCCAGAGAGAUUACAAAUGAUCACAAACAUUACGACAAAACAACCGGCAAGUUCACUUGCGUGAUACCGGGGCUUUAUUAUUUCACGUAUCACGCCUCUCAGUCUGCCAACCUGUGCGUGUCUCUUAUGGUUGAUGAUGAGAAGAAGGCUAGUUUCUGUGACCACAUGUCCAAUAGGAUACAGGUCACGUCUGGUGGCAUUAUGGUGCCACUGAGCAAGGGCCAAGGGGUGUGGCUGGUGGUCAAUGACUACAAUGGUAUGAUAGGCAUUAAAGAUAACGACAGCGUUUUUUCAGGUUUCCUUAUCUUUCCAGAUUAAUCUGCAUUAAAGGGACAUUAAACUCAAAAUGAAAAUGAUUUAUUAAAGAAAAUAUAAUAAUAUUGCAGCAUAAAUUCAGUAUUUUUGGUGCCUGCUUUUGCUGUGGAAUACCUCUGAAAAGUUGCAGCUCAAAUUCUCUGCUGCAAUUUGCCUGACCCCUUAUACUCUAAACAGUAAUUGUUCAUAGAAAUACAGCUCACCCUAAUUGGCAACAAUAAAAAUAGGAGAAAUAACCAUACUGACCAGGAUUUUCAAGUGAUUUAUUCCUGGACUGCUUUAAUGCACAUAAAACAUAUAUUGUAUUGCAAUGUAGUUCUUAACUACACUAUCCGUAUAUGAAAAUUUGAUUUUAAUUUGAAGUGCUUCAGACUCUAUACAUUUAGAUAUUAUUGUGUCCAAAAAUAAUUACAGUAAAUAACUUUAGAGAGGCGAUUAUAAUAACUAAACAUUUAUGCUUUCGUACGAGUCUAUUUUACUUCUAAUAUGAAAUACACUUAGUUUUCUCAGUUGAUUCUUUUCAUGAGAGCAUACACAGGUAUGCGCUCAGGACCAUAUUUCUUGAGCACUAUAUAGUGGCAGUUUUUGCAAAAAUUAUUUUAACCAUGUUAUAUAAUGCUAAGGACAUGUGCAUGCUCCUGAGAAUACCUCAGUAUGCUCUCAUGGAAUGCAGCUAACUUUCAACAAAUGACAUCAAGAGAACUAAGUACAUCUCAUAACAUAAGUAAAUUUGAUAGAUUUAAAACCAUUUACACAAUUUUCCUUCCAUGUCUCUUUUAGAGAAACCUGCACUGUUAUAUUGCAACAAUCCCAAUGGCAAAUACAUAUUUCGUACACAGCGCGGUAUUGGCAGUGCUCUACUCCUCGCACUCUGCUAUAGCCGGAGGGAGGUUCUGCGCUUGGUAUUGUGUGAGCUGCAAAGCUGGACCAGCAGCAGUCAGGGCUUAAAUAGAGGCUACAAUGUAUAGCUUCCAGGGCUUGUAACUGAAUAUAACAACCUAAAGCUGUGGGGCAUCUGAUCUUCCUACACAAUUAUUAAAGCAUCAUCCUCAAACUGAUCUGGGGUUUGCUUUGCUACAGGCUAUGACUACAUCACCAAGUUAGUGUAGAUCAGUGUUUCUCAACCGCAGUCCUCAACUACCCCCAACAGGCCAGGUUUUUAUUUUAGCAGAACCAGUCCACAGGUGAACUAAUCAGCUAAUCAGUAACCAUGGUUACUAACCUAAUCUCAUCCAUCAGCUGAUUAUUUCACCUGUGCACUGGUUCAGCUAUAAUGAAAACCUGGCCUGUUGGUGGUGAGGAGCGCGGUUGAGAAACACUGGUGUAGAUGACAGCGCUCAACAUUACUUAAAACUAGAUCUGAUUCUUAAAUAUGUAAAUAUCUAGUUGUGAUUGCUCAAUGUUCUAAAAUAAAUGAAUUGUAAUCACUGAGCAUGCUAUAGAGAGAGCUCUAGAGUCAAAUAAAUCACAGCCCAUGAGUCUGUAUUGUGCUCAGUGUAAAUUCUCAAUAUUGAUUAUAAAAUCCAGCAGAACUCACAGAUAUAAAAAGGCUUUUUUUCUUUGAUGAAUAUGAAAGUUACAAAGUAUUGCAAGUUUUUUUCUUAGAUCUUCCUGAGGGGUGUUCUAAAAUAAGUCUCGACUUCGGUAAUGUGACAUCAGCUGUUGGAGGUGUGUGGCGCUCACUGCGCAUGCGCAAUUGGCCCAACCUCUCAAAAUCAGCUGUUUCAGUAGCAGCAAAGGUUUGAGGAGUUAUUAACGCAGUGAGCGCCUCACACCUCCAACAGCUGAUGUCACAUCACCGGAAGUGACGCGGGUCCCGCAUUCUUAUAAGUCGAGACUUAUUUUAGAACAAGGGGAACCAGAUGUGCAUGAUAGAGAUUUUUAGAUUUGACUGUCCCUUUUAAGGGAUAUUAAAAUAAUUUUGGUUCACCUAAAAGAGGGAGUUUUGAAAUGUAUAAUUUUUUUUAUUUUAAUUGUAAAGUUUGUUUCUAUCCACCUACAGAGUUGUCCUUUUCAGCCAGUCUGCCCUUUUUCAUGCAUGAUAGAAUAUAAGUUAAUUUAAAGGGACAUUCAAUUGAGGGGCACAAGUACAAUAACUUGAUUACUAUUCACCAUACUAUUUACAUAAAAAGCAAAAAUAUACAAUUUCCGCGCUCAGCCAAAAUUAUCAGUAUGUAAAUAUUCACCACUGUUACAAAGUUCAAGAAUACGGCUCUCCAAGAUGGCCGAACUUUACCAACUAACAACUGUAAUGGAAAAACCCUGCAGGCAGACAAUAGCAUGUGAGUAGUACUAAACAUUCCCUUGUAGCUGUGCCCAGCAGAUUAAUGUAUACCUUUUGGGGCAUAUUUAUCAAGCUCCGUAUGGAGCUUGAUGCCCGUGUUUCUGGCGAGCCUUCAGGGUUGCCAGAAACAGAAGUUAUGAAACAGCGGUCUAAAGACUGCUGCUCCAUAACCUGUCCGCCUAAUCUGAGACAGCGGACAGAAAUUGCCAGCAAUCAACCCGAUCGAAUACGAUCGGGUUGAUUGACACCCCCUGCAGGGGGCGGCAUUGCACCAGCAGUUCACAAGAACUGCUGGUGCAAUGAUAAAUGCCGAGAGCGUAUACAGUCCGCAUUUAUCGAUGUGCAGCGGACAUGAUCCACAAUAUCGGAUCAUGUCCGCUCACACAUUAAUAAAUAGGCCCCUUAGUAUUUUUUCAUGCCAAAAUAUUGCUUUAAUAUGUUUAAAUAUGCUUGUUUAUAAUUAUAUUAUAAUUUUGUGAGUUUGCCUCUCAGUAUUGUGUAAAGUGUGUUUAAAUUUAAACAGUUAUAUCUGACAACAGAAGAUCAUUUUAUUAACUAGAGACUAAUGUCUCGCUCAGGACAAAUCUGCCUCACUGUGUGAUUUCUACAGGAAAAGUUAUUGUAUUAAACUAUUUUCUGAGCAUAAUAAGGUACAUAGUGGUUUGUGUUUUAUUUUUGUUUACUUAAUAGUGUGGGGAGGAAGUCAGUUUUGAGACCCCGAAGGGCCACAGUGCCUUUAAGUGACAUUAAACACUAAAUAAAUCAUUGCUUGAAUAAUUUGUACAUGUAUUUUUAAAACUUAUAUUAGUUGUUUUAAUAUUCAAAAAAUAAAGGUAACAUUCUGAUACCCAUAAAGCAGUGAGCUCCGCCAUAUUGUAACUUAGUUUACCUUUUCUGCUGACGUCAAUUAGAGACAGUUAUGGCUUGCUAGAGUGCGCAACCAAUGACUGUGUGAAAUAUAGCUGUGUCUGCACUUCCAUGUUUAAUAGGAAUUGGAAAGUUUACACAAUUCAGAAUUAAAUUAACGGAAAGUGGAACAAAAUAAAUAAUAAAAGUAUAAAGCAAA